UGGUUGGGUUCGCUUGCGCUGCCCGCGGCCCGGCGUCCUGAGUUCCCGCUCUCCUGCGUCCGCCUUCUCCCUUCCCCCCUCCUUGCCGACUCUGUGCUCGCCUCGGCCUCCUGCUCCCUCCCCCCGGCCCCGGCUCAGCGGCCCUAUGGCGUACAGUCAGGGCGGCGGCAAGAAGAAAGUCUGCUACUACUAUGACGGUGAUAUUGGAAACUAUUACUAUGGACAAGGGCAUCCGAUGAAACCUCAUAGGAUUCGAAUGACCCACAACUUGCUGCUAAAUUAUGGCUUAUACAGAAAAAUGGAAAUAUAUCGACCCCACAAAGCUACUGCAGAAGAAAUGACCAAGUACCAUAGUGAUGAAUACAUAAAAUUUCUCCGAUCAAUAAGGCCUGACAAUAUGUCUGAGUACAGCAAACAGAUGCAGAGAUUUAAUGUUGGAGAAGAUUGUCCUGUAUUUGAUGGCCUGUUUGAGUUCUGUCAGCUGUCAACUGGAGGCUCUGUUGCUGGGGCAGUAAAAUUGAACAGACAACAGACAGACAUGGCUGUUAAUUGGGCUGGAGGACUUCACCAUGCCAAGAAAUCAGAGGCAUCUGGUUUCUGUUAUGUCAAUGAUAUUGUGCUUGCUAUCCUUGAGUUACUGAAGUAUCACCAAAGAGUGUUGUAUAUUGAUAUUGAUAUCCAUCAUGGUGAUGGUGUUGAAGAAGCAUUUUAUACUACAGAUCGUGUCAUGACAGUAUCAUUCCAUAAGUAUGGUGAAUAUUUUCCAGGCACAGGGGACCUUAGGGACAUUGGUGCUGGAAAAGGCAAAUACUAUGCUGUCAACUUUCCAAUGAGAGAUGGUAUAGAUGAUGAAUCAUAUGGACAGAUAUUCAAACCAAUUAUAUCCAAAGUAAUGGAGAUGUACCAGCCCAGUGCUGUGGUAUUACAGUGUGGAGCAGAUUCACUGUCUGGUGACAGGCUGGGAUGUUUUAAUCUUACUGUUAAAGGUCAUGCUAAAUGUGUGGAAGUUGUAAAAACUUUUAACUUGCCAUUGCUGAUGUUGGGAGGAGGAGGAUAUACAAUUCGUAAUGUUGCUCGAUGCUGGACAUAUGAAACUGCUGUUGCCUUAGAUUGUGAAAUUCCUAAUGAGUUGCCAUACAAUGACUACUUUGAGUAUUUUGGACCAGAUUUCAAGCUUCAUAUUAGUCCUUCGAAUAUGACUAAUCAGAAUACACCCGAAUAUAUGGAGAAGAUCAAGCAACGCUUAUUUGAAAACUUGCGUAUGCUACCUCAUGCACCUGGUGUACAGAUGCAGGCCAUUCCUGAAGAUGCUGUUCACGAAGACAGUGGUGAUGAGGAUGGAGAAGAUCCAGACAAACGCAUUUCUAUUCGAGCAUCUGAUAAGCGCAUAGCCUGUGAUGAAGAAUUCUCAGAUUCUGAAGAUGAAGGGGAAGGUGGACGACGAAAUGUUGCAGAUCAUAAGAAAGGAGCAAAGAAAGCCAGGAUAGAGGAAGACAAAAAAGAGACGGAGGACAAAAAAGCAGAUGUUAAAGAGGAGGAUAAAUCCAAGGACAGCAGUGGUGAAAAGACAGAUGCCAAAGGAGCAAAAUCUGAACAGCUCAGCAAUCCUUGAACAAAAGAUAGCUCUCAUCAGUUGCAGAACAUAAUACUAGAGUUGGAGAAUAUCUAAAAGAAGAAAAGUUUUCAUAUGGAGAGAGACUGCUGAUUUCAUUUUGUACUAUUUGGCAUGGACCGUAUUUAUUUUCAAACGGCUUUGUUCUGGUUUUUGGCAAGUUGUAUUGUGAGUUUUCUAAUUAUGAGGCAGAAAUUCUUUUCUUCACCAUGCUUUAUGUAAUAGUAUUUAAAAAUGGAUGUGAGUUAUUAUGUUAAAUGUCUAAACUGAUCUAUUAAAGUAAUUUGCCUUUCCUGA
This is a messenger RNA of Melopsittacus undulatus (budgerigar), 1909 nucleotides long. RefSeq names its product histone deacetylase 2 (gene HDAC2). NCBI's taxonomy places the organism in Eukaryota, Metazoa, Chordata, Aves, Psittaciformes, Psittaculidae. The coding region runs from base 146 to 1612 and encodes 488 amino acids. Gene Ontology annotation, cellular component: NuRD complex; nucleus. Gene Ontology annotation, molecular function: histone deacetylase activity. Gene Ontology annotation, biological process: negative regulation of transcription by RNA polymerase II. The transcript is spliced from 14 exons. The record is from RefSeq and is a predicted model, not a curated record.